Molecule: messenger RNA, 5041 nt
Organism: Aedes aegypti (yellow fever mosquito)
Lineage: Eukaryota; Metazoa; Arthropoda; Insecta; Diptera; Culicidae
Exons: 2
Coding region: 1414-2511 (365 amino acids)
Source: RefSeq, a predicted model, not a curated record
CUGUUGGCUCUGGCACUACGGCUGGUGUUGUCGCCUUCGUCGGUCGGUCGGUCAGUCAGUCUGUGAACAGCCUAUCUACGAGCAGCACGCAAAAGCGGCGUUCUUCCGUCAAUCGAGGUCGCGUGUCAAUUCAAAUAUACAACUUGAUACAAGAGAGCAGUGGCAGUGGACUGCAACAACAAUUAACUAGAAUAUUAAACGACUGUGUGGACAGUGUAAGUGCCCUGAACAUUUUACGAAGAGUAUCUUAUCAGUGGUCAAGAGGUGUCCUAGCGAAGCAGUGACAAAGGAUAACAAACAGAAGAGACAAUCUUGCACCGGUCGAAGACUGGGAAAUCACCCCUUCGAAUUGGAAACGUGACACGGGGAAGAACCAGGACUGUGUCGAGUGUGUGCAGCUAGUGAAAGUGAAAACUAUCAUCCGGAAGCCUCCGGUGGAAACAUCUCAAUCAGGCAAAAUAUUGAAUAGCUCUCCCCGAAAAUAGAGUGAAUGGUCUACGACCGAAGUAGAGUGUGAGCGAUAAAUACAGCCCCAAAUCCUAGGUGCCGAGGCACACGCAUCAGCAAGUGUGUGAACGUGCGCCAAGCGUGAAUUGGAAGUAGUGAGUGGAGACAGAGAGCGAGCGCGGAAAACGCAAGGAAAAGUGAAGCAGUACCAGUAGCAGCAGCCGGAGCAGCGAAUCUUGUGUCUUAAAACGGUUAAUAAGAAACAGCUAACGGCAAGGUCGUAUCUCGCCACACAGUGUUGCUUCGCGCGGUGGCGGUGAGAAGAAACGAAACGAAGCGGAGAAACACGCGCAAAAGUGAAGGAAAGACGAAAAAUUGCCGUUCAGAAACCAGAGAGGAGAGCCGAAGAAGUGUGAAGGAAACGACAACGAAAAAGACUAGCCCCUCCUGCGUUCCCUUCCAUCGAAUGGUGAUUGAGAAACUAUAAUAGGCAUUUGAAGACAGCGAAAAAAAAUUGUACGAAAAAGUGCGAGUGAAUGAAUUUGGAACGCGAUCUAAAAACUGCACUGUGAGGUCGGUCAUCAGCGGCUCAUCGAGUCCUGACCUGGUGUCGUGUGGAUAUUCCGGAUUGACCCGCAAUAGAAAAAGAACACAAGACCAGUGAAAUUCAUCGGACAGAGAGACUGUGAUUUUACAAAAGAGAAACUAUUUACGAGUACAGUGCACGCACAGAAGUAAUCGAAAGUGAACGAGCAUUGUCAGUGGGAGUUUAUGAAAAAGAGAAGCGAAUCAAGCGUGCAUAGACCCAUUCCUUAAUCUGAGAGUGUGAAUGUGCAAAUAGACAGAAAUAUUUGGCUGGCGAUUUUUUUUUCGGUCGAUCGAAUUGUGAAACAUAAGAAGACAAAUAAAACAUAAUAUAGAAGAGACUGUGCUAGUAUUGGACGGUCGGAGAAGCAAAACCAAGCCAUGACCCUACCGUGCAAUAACACCUCCAACGUUGCUGAGGAUGAUUCGGAUAUGUUUGGACCACCACACACCUCUCCGCCAAUCCGUCGCAAUCGGCCAAAGGUACCAAUGAUCUCGGCCCAGUUGCGAAUGCGUGAGGUGCGCAAGCGGAUCCUGCAGCUGUGUGUCCACAAGCUCGAGCGUAUCAAGAACUCCGAGCGGAACCUGAGACGCUCGGUGUGCAUCAACAAUACGUACUCCCGGCUGACGGACGACAUCCGUCGGGAGAAGCAGCACAAGUAUCUGAUGUUGAAUCAACUGGCCAAAUCUGAUACUAAUGACAGCGACAGUGCAAAUAACAAUAACAUCAACAUCAACAACAGGAACAAUGAAAACAUGAACAGCAGCAAUCACCAGUUACGAGCAGAUGAGUUUUCCAACAAGAACAACAAUGACAGCAGCAGUAUUAAUGGCAACAAACCAAGUGCUACCGAAGAAAUCAAAACACCAAAACAGAAAUCGUCUUCGGUGGAGACUGACCUGGAAACACUAGACAGAGAAUUGUGCGCACUAGAUGCCGCGAUGCCUUUGGUGGACCCAGAAAUUACCCAAGGUGCCGAGCAGCUCGAACAAGCCAUGGUUUCGCGAAAGCGCAAGUAUUCCCAAAUGGACGACGAAGACAACGAUCGCCUGGUACGGGAAGCCUUAUCUCAGUUCUACCUACCAAGUAAUCGAUUACUUUCCGGAAUCGAUGACUGCCCGUCACACUUGCUGGGUAACAAUUCCUCGCCUUCCAUCGACGCCAAACGCACCAAAGUAGAUCUCCUGGAUAACAGCAUCCACCAUCAUCAUCAUCACCACCAUCACCAUCCCUUUCACUCCCUGCCGGACUUCAACGCAGCCCUCGAACUCUCGCACCAAAGUCAUCAACAUCAGAAGGAUUUUGAAGUCAUCAUGGACGCACUGAGGAUAGGAGCCGGAAACGCCAUGACCGGUGCGACCGCUAAUGGGUGCAACCUCGUCGGCAACAUCGACUCCUGUGGUCAGGCCGCAAUGAUGAUGAGCGGAGAGACCGGUAGCGUAUUCCACAACCUGGUGGUUACUUCGCUGGAAACUUGAAAGUAGGCCAGUGCCACUGCGCACAUCCCCUGUCAGUACCGUUCGCGCUGUCGCCGCUGCUGCUCGUUGGUAGAGUACGGCGAUAUGACACCUCUGUGGAAUCGAUAGGGAUCUGCAAUAUCCUCAAUAGUACUAAAGAUAAAACAAACCUCUCAAAGCGAAGCCUUCACCAAGGAACAUUUCGCAUUGAUCUUAACUUAUUUGGGCGUAUCGCUUUAUUAUUUAAAUACAAACGCAAUCCUUUCAGUAGCGCAUUAUCGGUAUAGGAAAAUAUUUAUAAACUUCAUUAAAUCACUACGAACGAAGAGAACGCGCAAGCUAAUCGCAGUCCAACGCACACUCACCCAGACACAAAAACAAAGUAGGCGACAUCGAUGCGAUGUGCAGCGCAACGCAGUAGUCGCUGAUAUUUUGCGUCGAUCGCUGUGGCAACACGCGUGCCACGCUAGACAAAAAAAGCAACAACAAAAACGAAGUGAAAGUGCAAGAAAAACUCACUGCUCGCUAUACUCAUCGUCGUGCACGGCUUGUUACUGCCCGAUGGUGAUGAUCAUGGAUGGUUUGGCAUAUGUUUUCUAAGCUCGGCAGCAAUGAACUAAAGAAACUUAAGUUAACUCCAUCACAACAGCAGCAAGCCAUGCACGGUUGAGUAAUCGUCGCAAACGAGCCUACGUUUUUGUUGUGUCCGCAUGUGUGUGUGCACGUGGAGGUGUCACUUGAACGUCACGCGUCAAAUUCAAACCAAGUCGUUGCCAAAAUUAACACGUUUUUAAUUUAUAAACAAAAAGCAAGCCAACAAGCAAAACUCGCAUAUUUUUCGAUUAGACUCUUGGAGAGUUCGCAAACAGCUCGCAAUCAAAGUGUUUGUUCUCUAUAACGUUGUUCUACAAACGAAUCGUUUCCAUGUUCCAACAAAUCGGAAAUAGUUUGGAUGAAUGCAACACUAAAAUCGAAUAGAAAGAGGAAAAAUUAUAGUAAACAAAAACUGUGAUAUUAGUCGUGUAAGGUGCAUAUAAACUAGAGCAAAAACAUUUGAAACAACAGAAUAGAUAAUAGGAACAGUUUGCAAUUUCAAAACAGAGGAAACUACUUGCAAUCAGUUCGAUACAGAGAGAGAGCCAGAUGCAUAAUAAAUUGAGAUUUUAUGUUUCUUCACAAACACUUAGAAGUUCGUAAGAGAAAUUUUCACUAUUCCAAACGUGGAGGCGAGCGCGAGUUCUCAAAGCGCAAUUCCGUUUUACCCUUUUUAAGUUGAAUCGUUGAAAUUGAAAUCAAAUUAAAAAUUUGUAGAAUUUCCAUUAUAAUGCCAAGUGAAUAAAGACCAAUAUUAGAACAAAAGAUAUGAAAGCAUUAAAAUGUUAGGUUUCAAACAUCCGCAGAAGACAUGCGCGUAAAUGUACGUAAAGACCAAAGCAAAAUUGUUAUAAAAUUAUGCUACAGAUCGAUCGAACAACAAUUUCAAAUAAACAAAACUACUGGAAGGCAUUAAACUCUCAUCCAAUGUAAAAGAUACACAAUGAUGGAAAAACAUGUCAAUAUGACAGACGUCAAUUGCUUUAAUUCUUUGUUUACCAAACUGAGUCAAAGUUGCCUUUGCUUUCGGAGCAGAACCAUUCUGAUAUGUUGUUGCGUGUAAGUUAACUUUUCUCUGCUAAAGUGUGAACAUUCCGAGGAUCAACAGCAACAAACAGAGAGCAGAAUUGCCCAGCAAAAAUUCAUCUCAGUCGCUAGCGGUACUUAAGACAAGAAAUGAUUCCAAUAAAACUUUGCCAAUUUUCUGGACCAAAAUGGCGCUGUGCAUUCGAAUGUCAAACGUCGACUCGGUGCGAUCGAUGAAUUAGAAACAACAACAGCAGUAAAGCGACAACCAUCAGACAAUGUAUAAAACAAAACCCAAAGUGCUUGAAUUUGUUAAAUUGAAAUUACCCUUUUUACCUGGUAAGAGAAAAACAAAACACACACAACUUAACUAUAAACAAACUAUAUUUGUAAGAAACGAGAUAAGCAUGAAGCAACACCUCCUCGUUGGAGCGUUGACGAAGAAAUCAAAGUUUACCAAGCCAUUUACGUUUCACUUCUAUUGCUAUUUGCCCUUAUUUUAUCAUGAUUAUUACCACUAUUUUUACGUUGUACAAAUUUCCGGAUUUGUUGACAAGAUUAUCCGCACCAAAAACUCUCUUCCAAAAAAAAACUAUUACAUUGUACAAUGAAACUCCUCUGGAAAACUUCCUUUCAAGGCUGUUGGUCGCAACGACAGCAGCAAGCAUAGCAAAAAAAAAUCGUUGUUUUAUUAUUUUAGUUCUAUUUGUUUUCCUCCCAUUAUGUCUAUUUGUUCUUUUUAAACUGAUUUUAGUUCAAUUUUUCCUCAUCUUCCUAUUAAUUUUAGUAGUUUUAACUGAAUUAAUUUAUGCAAAUUACAUUAUUAUACGAAUACGAUUGGUUAGUAGUGUUGAACAAACGCAAAUGCGAGCGAGCAUCCAGGGCGGACGUCGCAUCGGUUGCUUCGAUCUAAACUAAAUUUAUGAAAAAA